Messenger RNA from Mizuhopecten yessoensis (Yesso scallop), 1215 nucleotides. RefSeq names its product U4/U6.U5 small nuclear ribonucleoprotein 27 kDa protein-like. The transcript has 7 exons. The record is from RefSeq and is a predicted model, not a curated record. The coding region runs from base 63 to 551 and encodes 162 amino acids. Lineage: Eukaryota; Metazoa; Mollusca; Bivalvia; Pectinida; Pectinidae. Gene Ontology annotation, cellular component: precatalytic spliceosome. Gene Ontology annotation, biological process: RNA splicing.
GAUAUAAGCGACAAUGUUGUAAAAGACGUAAGCGGCAGUUUCAUUUUCUGAACGAAAUCAAGAUGCCAAGAAGCCGCUCUCGGUCCCCUAAAAGAGAGAGAAGACAUUCGAGAGAAAGAAGACGCCGUCACAAAAGUAGGUCAAGGUCCAGAUCACCAAGGCGCAGGUCAAGGGAAAGGCACAGGUCAAGGUCACCAACAUCUGUUAGUCGACACAGGGAGAGAAAGAGCAGAGAGCAUACAUCAGAAAGACAAAAAUCACAAGAAGUUGACCAGUAUCAAGUCAAACCUCCAGUUGCGGAUUAUGCCUCGGACAUUGAAGUAUACGAGAUAGAGGAUGAUGAUGAAGACGAAGAACCUCAAGAAAGUGCAGCGGUGACCUCAGAGGCGGCCAUGAUGAAAGCAAUGGGUUUUGUUUCGUUUGAUACCACAAAGGGGAAAAAAGUAGCAGGAAAUGACAUAUUUCUGGCAAACACUGCAAGGAAACGGCGAUACAGACAGUACAUGAACAGAAGGGGUGGAUUCAACCGGCCGCUGGAUUUUAUUGCAUGAAGUCUGCUGAUGUGUUCAACUUGUAUCCAAGCUUCAGCUUUGAGGAACAGUGUGUUUUAUGAAUGUGAGGUGGAAGCCAGCGACAGAUUUUAAUAGAACAUUGUGAUGUUAUAUUGGUUGAUGUAAUAUUGGUCAGUUUUACGUAGAGGAGUAUUGUAUCAGCUAUACCUGGGACUACAUUGUAUGUUCCUGUAACUGCAGUUUUUCAUACUCUUCUAACAUGUUUGUAAUCCAACUCGGAAAGAGAAAUGUAGACUGAUUUAUUACAUUUUUUAAAAGAAAUAAAGCGAGAAUUCUAUCAAUCUGUUACAAGUAAUAUCACACAGUACAUUGUAUAUUGACCAAUCAGAAGGGUAGUUUCUAUUCACUGCAUCGAUUUCUGCCCAGAUGCAGAUGAAGUAAUACAGUAGAAUAUUGUAUCUGUUCAUUAUUGGUACAUGUUAAGGUACUGUUAUAACUACAUUAUCAAUAUCAAAUUUGUAUGCCAAUCUUAUCAGAAGAUUGCAGCAUAAGGUGGAAUUCCAUCCGUUCGAAAUUGUACAGCCUAGUUAUCGAGCGUGAAAUUUUAUAGAAUGUGGCAUCAGAGAUUAUACUCAACUUAUCCCCACAUGUUUAAAGUAUGAUGAUUUCAUCUUUAUGUUUUAAUAAAUGUCAUGAAAAGAAA